AUCAAGCGAGCGACUGAAGCGCAACCCGCCGACGCCGCAGCCGCUGAGGGCCCCGCACGGACCCUCUGCCUCUGUGUAGAAUGAGCCAAGGAGACUCCAACCCAGCAGCUAUUCCACAUGCCGCAGAAGAUAUUCAAGGAGAUGAGCAUAAUAGGUUUGUUCUGGACUGUAAAGACAAAGAGCCAGAUGUGCUGUUUGUGGGAGACUCCAUGGUACAGUUAAUGCAGCAAUACGAGAUAUGGCGGGAGCUGUUUUCCCCACUUCAUGCUCUUAAUUUUGGAAUUGGGGGAGACACAACACGACACGUUUUAUGGAGACUAAAGAAUGGAGAGCUGGAGAACUUUAAGCCUAAGGUCAUUGUUGUCUGUGUAGGAACAAACAACCACGAAAAUACAGCAGAAGAAGUAGCAGGUGGGAUUGAGGCUAUUGUACAACUUAUAAACACGCGGCAGCCGCAGGCCAAGAUCAUUGUACUGGGUCUGUUACCUCGAGGUGAGAAGCCCAACCCUUUAAGACAAAAGAAUGCCAAGGUGAACCAGCUUCUCAAGGUUUCCCUACCGAAGCUUGCCAAUGUGCAGCUCCUUGAUAUAGAUGGGGGCUUCGUGCACUCGGACGGUGCCAUCUCCUGCCACGACAUGUUUGAUUUUCUUCAUCUCACGGGAGGGGGCUAUGCAAAGAUCUGCAAACCCCUCCAUGAACUGAUCAUGCAGUUGCUGGAGGAAACACCGGAGGAGAAGCAAACCACCAUUGCUUGACUGGCCCAUCAGUGUUACAGCAUCCCGCUUCCUCAGAUCAGUUAGACCACUGGCACUACAGAAUCCUUUCUUAAGGCACUUUGCAUUGUAUAAUGUUCCUGGAUGCUUGGAUAUUUGAAGGGGAGGAGGGAUUUAAAUUGGUCCUGUAUAUAAAGGUUUUGUUUGAGAGGAGAAAAAUUAGCCAAGGAAGAUUCAUUUGAAACCAGAAGGGGACUUUUUAGUUGUUUAUGACACAUUUGUAGAAUUAUCACUGUUUUUCCUAGGACGACAUCAAGCAAGAGUACAAUAUGAAGAUUCUUUUCUUGGCGCUUUUUUCUAUGGAUUAUGUCAUGUGUGAUAAUUAUCACAUCCACUUGGCUUUAAACUUAAUUUUGGUCCAGUUUUAAGGUUCAUGAGUUAGUAUGUUGUGUUGUUUUGUUUGAUUCAUGUAUCCUCAGUAUUUUUAUUAACAUAUAGCAUCAGAUUAAACAUGCUUGUCACUCCAA
Molecule: messenger RNA, 1240 nt
Organism: Mus pahari (shrew mouse)
Lineage: Eukaryota; Metazoa; Chordata; Mammalia; Rodentia; Muridae
Gene: Pafah1b2
Product: platelet activating factor acetylhydrolase 1b catalytic subunit 2
Source: RefSeq, a predicted model, not a curated record